CAACCCAUAAUUCCCAGCGUCGACACAACAUGGAAGAGGCCAACAGCUGCAAGAGAACAAUGUUUUGGCUGUAAAGUAACUCAAAGAAUCGAGCGCCGGGAUUCAUUUGAAUGCUACGAAUCGGCCGUGGUCAUGUACAACAUAUUUCAUCAAUGAACUUUGGCCUGUUGAAGACCCAAGCAUGAGUAUUAUCCAAGACAAGCUAGGCAAUGAGUUUUUACGGAACGGUGGCAUGGACCCCAACUUUCCCCCCAGCAUGAUCAUGUUCAGCCAUUUACCUCCAGUGACCAGUUUCACGCGCCUGACUUCACAAACCUCCAUGUCGGAUCUGCCCCAAGAGAUGAUUCUGAAGAAGGAGCGUGACUCUCCUGACCAUGGUGGUGGAUUUAUCCACAGUAUGGGUAUCAAACAGGAGAAGCUAAGUGAGUUGGAUUACCACCUCCCGAUGUAUGCAACAGGAACUGGAACAGCAGGAGGAAAAAGCACUGAUAUGCUGGACAUGUCGCUCAGCAACCACCAGAAUAUGCUUUUGCAUGACCUAAGCCUUAGUAACCAGUUUUCUGGAAGACUGGGGAAAGACCCAAAAGAAUCUGGGCCUAGAAGAGGAAGGAGAGCAAAUGGAGAAGGACCAGAUGGCAAAGCCAGAAAGAAACAAGGAGAUUCUGCAAAGUCGCUCAUGCUGGAUGGUGAUGCUGGGCCCCUCUCUCCCAACUCUAAACCGCAUAUAUGCGAGCACUGCAAUGCAGCCUUCCGCAGUUCAUAUCAUCUGCGUAGACAUGUCCUCAUUCACACAGGUGAGAGGCCUUUCAGGUGCAGUCAGUGUAAUAUGAGCUUCAUACAGAAGUACCUGCUGCAACGGCAUGAGAAAAUCCACAGCGGGGAGAAACCAUUCAGCUGUGACCAGUGCAACAUGCGCUUUAUUCAGAAGUACCACAUGGAGAGACACAAAAGGACACACAGUGGAGAAAAGCCAUAUAAAUGUGACACCUGUCUACAGUAUUUCUCACGGACGGAUCGAUUACUGAAGCACAAGAGAACCUGUGGAGAAGCCAUAAAGAAAGGUCUGGACCCAGGUUUGCUGGACCUUGGAGAUGAUGACAUGGGUCAAGACAGCUACCUACUCACUCAGGGAAACACUAGCGCCCCACCACGCAAGAGGGGCAAGUCCAAAAGUAGCAAUGAAGGAGGAGAGCGACGAAGGAAGAAAGGAGCAGCUGCGGGAGGAGGAGUGCAGAUGGCACUCGGCCCACAAGACUAUGCCUUGGACAUCCCCAGUGGAUUGGGGGCAUCAUCUUCAGGGGCUCUGGAUGAGACAAGCAUGGACAACCAGCAUGGACACACACCCAAGCUUGUCUUUAAGAAAGGUGGCCACAAGGGAAAUGACAAGGGUGCAGUUUCUAUGGAGGAGCCCAACUACGAGCAGAAGCUGCUGAUGCACAAACCAGGCUCUAUGGACAUGUCUGGUGCGGGAAAUAUGGAUGGUCUCGGCCUCCUCCAAACCUCCAGUGGACCCAAACGAGGUACCAGCAGCAAUUAUGACGAUGCCAUGCAGUUUUUGAAAAAGAGACGGUACCUGCAUGCUGCUAACAGCGCAGCUGACUUCAGCUCUGUCCACCUUCCACAGCCAACAGUAAUCCAGGGUGGCAUAGGAGAACCUACACUUGCCUUGCUUGACACCUCGCCUUUGGUAAGCGUUGACAAGCAUGACAAAUCAGGGAUCCCAGAUGAGGUGCUGCAGAGCCUGCUGGACCACUACAGCCACAAAUCUGAUGGCUCUCACCAUGAUGUGACAUUCGAUCUGCAAGAUUCUCACCACGUGGAAUUGCAGGCUGCCUCCUCCACCUCUGAUUUGGGUCAGGAUGAGAGAUCUCCCGGCUCUGGAGACAAGAAUGGGGUGAUGAACGAGUACUCUAAAUUCUUGCUCCAGACCCUGGAGAGAACCAGCCAUAGCAGCAACUUUAUUUUGGGCCCAUCUGGACCCUUCCCAAGCCUCUUGUCGUCUAGCAGCAGCCCUGCUAGUACACUCUUCCCAGACAAAAACAUCUACACCACCUCGCCACUGGAGUGUGUAUUUGGACAGCCUGUUUCUUCUUCUCUUGCAUCUUCCUCCUCAACAUCCCUAAGCAAGUCCCAUUUUGGAAUGCUGGUUGGUUCUCCGUCAACUUCCCAUGCCUCACCAUCUUCUCAACAGGCCUUUCAUCUCAGCAGUCUGGGGCCAGCCCCUCACCAGCAGCUUACCCCAUCUCAAGAGCUCACCGACCACCUGGAGAAGCAGCACUCGCCGCCAUACCCUCUCGCAACUCAGGAGCUGACCAAUGGUGGCCAGAAAGACCAGCAGUCCAAGAACAGUGGCUCUUCGGCCAACAGCAGCAACAACGGGAACGGCACAGGUGGCGGCUCGGCUAACGGCUCUGUCUACCCUGACCUCACUGCCCUGGAGCCAUCUAAGCAAGUGGACAUGCGUUCCACCUACCAGAUAGAGAACUUCGCCCAAGCCUUCGGGUCUCAAUUCAAGUCUGGUCGCCAAACCCCACUUGGUUAUGGUGGAGUCCCGCGAGUGGGUGUCGCAGAGGUUGACCACAGGAUACAGCGGACUCCCGUGUCUGAAUUCUCAGGGUAUACUAGUCUGUUAGCAGAUGCCAACGAGCCAGCUAGCUCAGGAUCCAAAACCCCCACAAGCCAAAGUUACAGGUAAAGGUUGAGGGAGUAUACCUGACCCUGUAUGUGGGAUGAGGACUGUCUCCAAUGCCUCCCUCUCCUCGCUGAUUAAAACUUUAAUUAAUACACUGCCAUUAAAUGUCAAUAGAAGACGUUAACAGGGAAGGUCAUCAAGACCUCAAAUGCAAUUUUUCAUGUUCUUUUUAAUGCGUUUUAGUCAUUUUAUUUUAUUAGCAUAGUGAUGUAAGAGUAGAUUUAAAUGAAAUUUCCAGUGAAAUUAGAGGCUAACGAAGGACUUUUUCAGAAAUCUUGUAUGUCUUAGCAAUCAUAGUCCAAUUGUAAGAUUAAAUUAAAAAUGAAAGAUGAUUUACAAUAAUAACAGAUGUCAGGGAGUGGCCCAGUAUUCAAUGGCAAAAAAAUGUAUUGUCUGUUACAAUGAUCCUAAAGUAUUACUCAGGAAAAAGCAGUAACUUUUUUUAAAACGAGGUGCACUAGCACCCUUUUUUUACAGGUGUACUUUUGAAAUGACAGUGAACAUUCUUGUUUUUAGAAAUUCCUUGAAGAAAAAGACAAAGCCAAUCGGGAAUCUGCAUGUUCAGUGGUAUGACACUGGGAACUCUUUCCAC
Messenger RNA from Sinocyclocheilus anshuiensis, 3284 nucleotides. Its product is annotated as zinc finger protein 281-like. Gene Ontology annotation, biological process: regulation of transcription by RNA polymerase II. Lineage: Eukaryota; Metazoa; Chordata; Actinopteri; Cypriniformes; Cyprinidae. The transcript has 7 exons. The record is from RefSeq and is a predicted model, not a curated record. Gene Ontology annotation, molecular function: RNA polymerase II cis-regulatory region sequence-specific DNA binding; DNA-binding transcription factor activity, RNA polymerase II-specific. The coding region runs from base 182 to 2695 and encodes 837 amino acids.